Molecule: messenger RNA, 999 nt
Organism: Psilocybe cubensis
Lineage: Eukaryota; Fungi; Basidiomycota; Agaricomycetes; Agaricales; Agrocybaceae
Exons: 7
Coding region: 1-999 (332 amino acids)
Biological process (GO): cytoplasmic translational initiation
Cellular component (GO): cytoplasm; eukaryotic translation initiation factor 3 complex, eIF3m
Molecular function (GO): protein binding; translation initiation factor activity; RNA binding
Source: RefSeq, a predicted model, not a curated record
AUGUCGACAGAUUGUGGUCAUGAACGAUCUUUGACACAAAUCAAGUUCAACGCCGAAGGAGACCUCUUAUUCACAUGCUCCAAGGAUAACAUCAUCAACGUCUGGUACUCACAUAACGGAGAGCGGCUGGGAACAUAUGAAGGAAACAAUGGAACCGUGUGGACUGUAGAUGUUGAUCCCCAAACAAAAUACCUGGUGUCAGGCGCUGCCGAUAAUACCCUGCGACUGUGGGCAGUUGCAACAGGAAAAUGUCUGUUUACAUGGGAGUUCCCCACAGCUGUGAAACGAGUCGCUUUCAACGAGGCUGGAACUCAAGUCGUCUGCAUCACCGAACAGCGUAUGGGUCACCAAUGCGCUAUCAGAGUUUUCGCUAUCAAUCAGGAGGGAGAUGGUACAAAACAAUCGAAAGAACCUAUCUUCAUGUUCAACCCCAUCGGCUCAAAAGCCACGGUCUGCGCAUUCACACUACAGCCCCAUAUCAUCAUCACCGGCCACGAGUCAGGAAAAGUCGCAUUGUUCAACGUUAAGACGGGAGAGGAAGUUGACAGCAAUGAGCGGGCGCACGGUGACGUUGUCACCGAUAUGCAGAUGAGCAAGGACUGGACAUACUGCAUUACCAGUAGCAAGGACAAGUCUGCUCGGAUACACGAUACCAAAAAUCUCAUGGUCAUCAAGACCUUCACUACCGAAACUCCUCUGAACAGCGCCGCUCUUGCUCCCAGCCGUCCAUACGUCCUGCUCGGUGGUGGUCAGGAAGCCAUGAACGUCACCACCACAUCCUUGCGUCAAGGAAAAUUCGAAACCCGAUUCUGGCAUAAAGUCUUCGAAGAGGAGGUCGGACGCGUCAAGGGCCAUUUCGGACCUAUCAAUACUAUUGCUGUCCACCCCGCUGGCACAUGUUAUGCUUCCGGGGGAGAAGAUGGUUUCGUGCGCGUUCAUCACUUUGAUGACUCUUAUUUCAGGGCGAAGCCUUACGGAGACCUAGAAAUCAUCGAGUGA